CUUCGGCAGAUAAAUCUGUACUUUUAUUGUGCUGAGAGAACGUUUACCUGAUGGCGCGAAAUGGGGGACGUUGACCCAUAUGUGGCAGAGAGGUACGAGAUAUCGAAGCGUCUGGGUAAAGGCGCAUAUGGAAUUGUGUGGAAGGCAACAGAUAGAGCCAAUAAAAAGAUAGUUGCAGUGAAGAAGAUUUACGAUGCUUUUAGAAAUAGAACAGAUGCCCAACGCACAUUUCGGGAAAUAUGGUAUCUGCAGGAAUUUCACAGUCAUCCAAAUAUCAUUACCCUCCUGGAAGUUGUCAAAGCAAAAAAUGACAAAGAUAUUUAUUUAGUUUUUGAUUUCAUGGAAACUGAUCUCCAUCAGAUGAUAAAGAAAGGCAUAUUGAAGGAAGAUUGGAAGCAUGGCUUUAUUAUUUUUCAGUUACUCUCUGCCCUUUCCUAUAUACAUUCAGCAAAUGUGAUACAUAGAGAUAUUAAACCAUCCAACAUACUCAUGAAUCACAGGUGUGAAUUAAAACUUGCUGAUUUUGGGUUAGCUAGAUCUUUAGAGCAAACUGGUGAAUAUGAUGGGGAUCCUACCUUAACAGAAUAUGUUGCCACUCGAUGGUACAGAGCUCCUGAAAUACUUCUUGGAUCCAAGAGAUAUACCAAAGGAGUGGAUAUUUGGAGUGUUGGAUGCAUUAUGGGUGAAGUCAUUACUGGAAGACCUCUCUUUCCUGGAACUUCUACCUUAAACCAAGUGGAAAGAAUCAUGGCUGCUUUGCCUCAUCCACUUCAAGCAGAUAUUGAUAGCUUAUGUACUGGCUAUGCAGCAUUUGUUUUAGGAAGGGCUGCUAAUAAGCCAAAGCGUCUUUUGAGAAAUGUUCUUAUUAAUGGAUCAAAUGAUGCCCUUGAUUUGCUUACUAAACUCCUCACUUUGAAUCCAAACCACCGACUGACAGCCAAAGAUGGAUUAAAACAUCCUUAUAUUGCUAGGUAUCAUGGGCAAGAAUCUCCAACAGAACUUGGGAAAGCAGUACCACCCUUAUGUGAUGACACAAAAUUAUCUGUAGAUCAGUACAGAGAUAAGCUGUAUGAGAUGAUUGGAGAAAAUGAAGAACGAAAACAAGUAUCCCCAAUGCCACCCAUUCAAAUUCCCUCACUUUCAGAGAAGAAAAAUGAAAAAAGGUUAUUUGUUAAACAACGUACCUUUGAUGAAAUUCCUACCAUAGAUGAACGUAAGGAAGCUCUUUUGCGAAAUCAAAUAGCAAAAAAGCAACCUAUGGCACCCAUGGCUAGGAAAACAUUGACCCCACCUUUACUUGCAGAGAGGGGUAAAUUUAGCUUGGGAUUUCGUCAUCCAGUUGUAUUAAGAGGCCAGGAAACAAGUUCUGCAUCUGCUUGUGCAAUGGAUUCAUCUGCUGAGAAAAGAACUGAACGAAAAUUUGGAAGACGUCAAUUCGGAAAUCUGGCAAAUCAAUCCUUGUCAAGUUCUGCUAAAGCCGAGUUACAAAGUUACAGCCAAGAUUUAACUUAUGGUACAAUAACAGUAACUGGCCUGCAGGCUUUAAGAGAACGACGAUGGUAAAAUUCAUAAGGCCUCCAGCAUUUUAAAAUUAUUUCUAAUGGUUCCUUUACACUAUGAAUUAUUUUAAAAUAUUUAUUUUUCAUUUCGAUUUUAACAUCGUAUUUUUGUUGAUUCAUGAAAAUAGUGCAAGUCUUUGAACUGAUGUUGCAAAAGAUAUUUUGGAUUUGUUGCCAGUUUUUUUUCUGUGAUAGCAUUUAAGAACAGUUGAAAUUUUAAGUAUUUCAUUUUUUAAUCUGUUCAUUUAUGUACUGAUGCUUGUUGUAAUUUAUACAUUUCAUGUUUUUGUUGGGAAAAAAAUCUUUCAAAUGUCCAGGUAAUUUUUAUAAACUAUGGUAAUGAAAGUUUUGCUUGAACAGGAAAGUAUUAGUUGGGCAAAAUUUGCUAGCUUUAUAAAAUCAAUUUAAAUGUUCAAAUUAUGUCAUACAAUUAUUUAUUUCAAGAAAUUUUAUAGGAUUAAUUACAUUUCUAAAAAUAUUCUUGUUUUAUGUUUAAUAAAAAUUAAUAUGCAUUUCAUUUUUUAAAUUAAAUCCUUACAACUUUAUAUAAAAAAAAUAUAAUUAUAUCACUGUUAAUGAUCGUCAGUAAUUAUUUAAAUAGUUAAUAGACAUAAAAAAAAUCUAAUGUAUUACUUGAGAUCAAAAUAUUUAAAUUCUGUUAAAUUAAUACACAUUUGAAUAUACCAUGUAGCCUAUACUUGAUUUUAUUUGUCAGUAAUUGAAAUUACUGAUAAAAAAAGAAGCACCCAAUGAAUCAGAAAAUAUUUAACAAAGGUCAUUAUUUCAUCUUGUUACAUUAAUUUAUUUUGUUAAAAAAAUUUUAAAUGUUUGUUUUUGUUUUGAGCAUAAUGCUUUGAGUUGUUUCUAUUGAUCAUCAUGCAUUAUUUUAACUAUCAAAAUAUAUAAUUUUUGUUAUAUAUAUUUUUUACCUCUGUUAUAAAUGACUAGGUAUUCUGUAUUAAACUCUUCUGAUUAGACUAAAUCAAAAUAUGAAAUUUCUGAUUAAAUUGAUGAAUAGUUGUUGUAUUUAUUUGAGAUAUACUUUAAGAGAUGAUAUAUUCAGUUUUAAAUGUAAACAACACAGAAUUAUUAUUGUUAUUAUACAGCAUGCAUCAAGUAUUCAAAGGAAUUUUUGACAUAAUUUCUUUAGAAUGUUUCUGCCAAUAAUGAUAUAUCAUUAAGCUACAAAUUCCAUUCGAAACUUGAAUACAUCACCCCUUUUUAGUAUGCAUAUAUCAUGAAUGCAACAUGUUGCCACGGUAAAGCUUAGAAAUCAUUAUCAUACAUAUUGUAUUAAAAAACUGGGUAAUUACACUUUCUUUAGGAGACACUUGUUAUUGCAACACUCAGAAAUUUCUUAUUUGCAAUAUUUUAUUUUAUGAUCUAAGGAAUAGUUUUUUCCCCCUUUUUUAAUUUACACAAGUCAAAAUUCCGGCCAUUUUUAAAAAAAACUGAGUAAAAAAGGUAAAGGUACCUUUUUGCUCUGCUAUGAACAAAUAAAAACUAGUCAUAUGUGAGCACAGAUAAGUUUUGUCCAAUGUAUUUUUGUAUAGUGCCAUGUAUUUUUAAAGGGUUAUAGUUCCAAGAAGGACAAUUCUAUUUAAAUGUUUAAUACUUCAUAAGGCUAUCUGAAUUUUAAAUGAUAGCACUGGCACUGGAAAUUAUUGCACAUGUAAGUGUCUAUUUUUACUCUAGUCAAUAUAUGUUUCUAAGAUUUAAAAAAAAAAUGUUAUUUUCUGAAAAGUGAGAAAUUCUUUCAAAAUUAAUCAAUUCAGGAUUUAAAUUUUAAUUCUUGGUGGUUAGCACUUAUAUAUAUAUUAUUAUUAUUAUGGUAAAUAAAAUUUUUCUUUGAAUAGCAAAUAAAAAAAAAACAGAUUAGUUUAUUUGUAUAUUUAAAUAUUAUUUUUUCUUUUUUAAUCAUAUAACAAGCUUCUUCAUGAAAACAUUUUAAUCAAUGCAAUGGUAUUAUUAAAAACAUCCAUUAAAAAUUGAAUUUUAUCUCUAUUAAGAUUUAAUCUAUAUUAAUAAGGUAUAUAAUUUAAUCAAGCACAGAAAUGUGUAUAUAAAUAAUAAUUUCCAUCCAAGUUAAAAUUCUAUGUGAGCAGCAUUCCAUCCAAUUCAAUUUGGCAGAAUUGCAGAUGAAUAAAAAUGUAACAUAAUGUAUAAGAUAUGUAAUAUUUUUUUAUUUAUUGAAAUCUAAUUAAUAUAUAUAUUUAAAGCGUAAAUCCAGCUCAAACACUGCCUUUUGUAAAAUUAGCUAAGAAAUUCUGGAUGCAGAUGUAUUUAGCUUUUGUUACUAACUAGAUUUUUUCUUCAAUAUAUUCUGUUUCAUAUAUUAUUGUUCCACUUAUUUCAAUAUAUUCAUCUGUAUAAACAUAGGGUUUGGUUAUUGGUUUUGUUACAGAAUUAAAGCAUCUGUAUAAGUAGGAAUUAUUAUGUUUUUCUGUUUAUAUCUUAAGGAAUUAUAUCUACCAUUAAUUUUAAUGAUAUGAAACUUUCAUACGCUUAUGCCAUAAAAUAUGAUUAAAAUGUAUGAAUAUGAAAAGUCUCAAAUUGAUUAAUGUAGAUAUCUUCUAAUUUAUUUCAAAUGACUUUUAUUUCUUGAUUAGUUUAAAUCCAUUUUCAUGUUUUUCAUUGCUUUUUUCUGAUUUUAAAUUCCAUGUAUUUAUCUAUAGGAUUUGAUCUAACAAAAUAAAUAUAUGUAUAAGAGUUAUUUUAAUUCUGGAAUAUUAAUUAACAAUUUAAUUAAAUCUGAUUGUCGUUUCCUAAGAUGAAACACAUAUUUCUACAAAUAAGGCAUGCUUUGUUGUAAAGUUUUGUGCUAUAUUUUUUAAUUAUAAUAAGGUGAUACAGUUGUUGGGCUGUUUUAUUUUUAUAUGAUAAGUUUGAUCUCAACUAUAUUUUAAGCAUUCCUUUUA
Molecule: messenger RNA, 4477 nt
Organism: Argiope bruennichi
Lineage: Eukaryota; Metazoa; Arthropoda; Arachnida; Araneae; Araneidae
Gene: Erk7
Product: mitogen-activated protein kinase 15-like
Exons: 13
Coding region: 61-1563 (500 amino acids)
Biological process (GO): intracellular signal transduction; protein phosphorylation
Cellular component (GO): cytoplasm; nucleus
Molecular function (GO): ATP binding; MAP kinase activity
Source: RefSeq, a predicted model, not a curated record